UUUCUCCUUUUUCUUUAUUCUCUUCUUUUCCUCUAAUCCAGACUCUAUAGUACCGGCUUUGUUUUCUUGUUUAAUUCAUUGUUUGGUACUAAUUCUAAAGAAGAUUUUGAGGGGAUUUAAGGACAGAAGCAUCGCUAAGGAUCAGAAUCGAUCGAACGCCUGGACACUGAUCAUUAGAACUAUCAAGAUCUUCCUGUUAAUGACAGAAGAUAUCAUGAAUCUGUCCAUAAAUGGCAAAUCUCAGGUUCCUCCAGGUUUCCGAUUUCACCCUACAGAAGAGGAACUUCUGCAUUACUACCUGAGGAAGAAAGUUGCCGACGAGAAGAUUGACCUUGAUGUAAUCCGCGAAGUCGAUCUUAAUAAGCUCGAGCCAUGGGAUAUUCAAGAGAAAUGCAAGAUUGGAUCCACCCCUCAAAAUGAUUGGUACUUCUUUAGUCACAAAGACAAAAAGUAUCCAACUGGGACUAGAACAAAUCGUGCAACAGCAGCUGGGUUUUGGAAGGCCACCGGCCGAGAUAAGAUCAUCUAUAGCAGCUUUAGAAGAAUUGGAUUGAGGAAAACUCUAGUGUUCUACAAAGGACGAGCACCACAUGGACAAAAAUCAGACUGGAUCAUGCAUGAAUAUAGGCUAGAUGAAAGCAUCCAUGAAACUAGCGUUUGUAAUUCAGUAGGAGAAUCAAUGGCGGAAGACGGAUGGGUGGUUUGCCGUGUAUUCAAGAAGAAGAACUUUCAGAAAGCCCUAGAGAGUCCUAAAACCUCGUCUAUGAUCUCUAGGGAUUCAAACACUCAUCAAAUACUUGCUUCGAGAAAUGACGGGGUCCUGGAUCAAAUAAUCUUAUACAUGGGAAGGAAUAUUAAUUGCAAGCCGGAAAACGAAUCAUGCGGCAACAACAUCAGUAUCUCCGACAACAGUACUACAACUAGCAACAUGAUGUUUCUCACUGCAAAGCAUAUCGAUGAAGGUCUCCAUGACAGAUUCCUUCAUCUCCCACGGCUAGAGAGCCCAACCCUUCCUUCGCUUCCCAUUUAUCAAUCAUUUGAUCAUCAUGAUGAGAUGGUCACAGAUACUCAACCAUCUUCGUUCACAAAUCAUGCUAGUGGUGGCAACGAGGACAAGACCCAGCUGGUUGAUGAUGAUGAUCAUGAUCAUGAUCAGGCCAAAACUAAUCUUAGUGACUGGGUUGCCUUCGAUCGGAUGGUGGCGUCGCAGCUUAAUGGCACCGAAGAGGCCGAGGAGACAGCCCAGCAAUUAUCCUGCUUUAAUGACCCCAACAACAUGGCUUUCUGUCCUCCUGAUCAUGACGAUGUACAAUUCUCGGACAUACGUUUGAGUAGGCAAAGUCAAAUCUCACAUGUCUACAAUACUAGCGAGAAUGACAUAUGGAGCUUCACCAAAUCGUCAUCAUCACCAAUAUCAUCAUCAUCCGACCCUUUAUCCCACUUGUCGGUAUAACCCAAGUCUUCAGUAUCUAAUAAAGUCAGCUGGUAUGUACUCUAGCUAGGUAUAAUAUAUAAGUCAUCAUGAUCAUGGACUUAACACGUACUGCAUGAAUAAUCAGGUGAUCAUGAUAUAUUCGAGAUGUACGUACGUACGUGGGGGUGGCAAUCUUAAUUUUCUUGCCUAAAUAACUAUGUUUUCGGUCCACCAGUACUAUAAUCAAUUGGCUUAGAAAAGCCAGCUAUAUUUUGGGUGCUA
Messenger RNA from Juglans regia (Persian walnut), 1696 nucleotides. Its product is annotated as NAC domain-containing protein 43-like. The coding region runs from base 200 to 1453 and encodes 417 amino acids. The transcript has 3 exons. Gene Ontology annotation, biological process: regulation of DNA-templated transcription. Lineage: Eukaryota; Viridiplantae; Streptophyta; Magnoliopsida; Fagales; Juglandaceae. Gene Ontology annotation, molecular function: DNA binding. The record is from RefSeq and is a predicted model, not a curated record.